AUGAACAAGCUGGUCAGGAGGGCCAGCUCCACUCUGGGCUGCUCCCUGGACUCUGUGGAGGAGGUGAGGGACAGGAGGCCCCUGGACUCUGUGGAGGAGGUGAGGGACAGGAGGCCCCUGGACUCUGUGGAGGUGAGGGAAAAGAGGCCCCUGGACUCUGUGGAGGUGAGGGACAGGAGGCCCCUGGACUCUGGAGGAGUGUUCAUAUGUGUGAGGUCACUUGGACACAAUCGUCACCACUGCAGGGAGCUGAACCUGGCCACCUCAGACCACCCUCAGACCACCCUCAGUCCACCCUCAGUCCACCCUCAGACCACCCUCAGUCCACCCUCAGUCCACCCUCAGACCACCCUCAGACCACCCUCUGCCCACCAGGUCGCUCUGUGGGGCUAG
This is a messenger RNA of Knipowitschia caucasica, 393 nucleotides long. The record is from the annotation of a GenBank genome assembly. NCBI's taxonomy places the organism in Eukaryota, Metazoa, Chordata, Actinopteri, Gobiiformes, Gobiidae.